AUGUGUGAUGAUCCUAAUGGAACCCGUUGGUCGAAGUCCGAGAAUAACAUCGGCAAAUCGAUGCUGAAGCGGUCAGGCUGGACGGAGGGCAGCGGCCUGGGACGGAACCAGGAGGGCGUAGCGAGUCACAUCAAGACGCGGCGGAAGGACGGCGUGAUGGGGGUCGGCUACGAGGGCGGCGUGCAGGAGGCGUGGAGCACGCAGUCGGUGGGGUUUGCCGACGUUCUCUCACGCAUCAAGAGCGCCGUCACCUCUGGCUCCUCCGACAGCGAGAAGGAUACCGAUGCCGAUGCGGAAAAGAUCAUUUCGGGCCCAAGUGGUGGGCGGCACUGCGGCAUGUACGCCAAGCGGCACGCGCUUAAAACUGAGCUUUUGCGGUCAAAGGACGGGGCCUCUGCAGAGGAAAUCCUCGGAAGCGCCAGCUCCUCCCGCAAGCGGGCACGCGAUGGGGACAAAGAGAGCGAGGAGGACGCCGCCCUCUUGUCCACACUUCGCUCUCCGCUGCUGCAGCGCGUGAUGGUGCGGGUGCCGAGACACGAGCCGCACCUGCCAACGAAGGACGACGGGGAGAAGGUCGAUGUGGUGCGCAUCACAAAACCGCAACCGCGACCGCCAAAGUGCAGCGAUACACCGUUUUUAGCCUCAAACGAGUAG
This is a messenger RNA of Trypanosoma rangeli, 654 nucleotides long. Its product is annotated as Pin2-interacting protein X1. Bases 1 to 654 code for a protein of 217 amino acids. The record is from RefSeq and is a predicted model, not a curated record. The transcript has a single exon. NCBI's taxonomy places the organism in Eukaryota, Euglenozoa, Kinetoplastea, Trypanosomatida, Trypanosomatidae. Gene Ontology annotation, molecular function: nucleic acid binding.